Hypanus sabinus (Atlantic stingray) is the source of this 685-nucleotide messenger RNA. Its product is annotated as inhibitor of growth protein 4-like. The record is from RefSeq and is a predicted model, not a curated record. Gene Ontology annotation, cellular component: nucleus. Gene Ontology annotation, biological process: regulation of DNA-templated transcription; positive regulation of apoptotic process. The transcript has 5 exons. NCBI's taxonomy places the organism in Eukaryota, Metazoa, Chordata, Chondrichthyes, Myliobatiformes, Dasyatidae. Bases 167 to 670 code for a protein of 167 amino acids.
UGCGCGGCGGUACCGAGCCCAGGCGGGCGGCGCCAGCAACAAACAUGGCCGCCGUCUCGCUUCCUCACGUCCGCCUGCCAGCAUUGGGGCGAAAGGGGGGAGUCUGACUUCCGGCGGUGACCAGGAAGUGCGGGGGAGGGGCUCCCCUGACAACCGUGCGGGGAAGAUGGCGGCCGGGAUGUACCUGGAGCAUUACCUGGACAGCAUCGAGAACCUCCCCUUUGAACUCCAGAGGAAUUUCCAGCUCAUGAGGGAUCUGGACCAGAGGACGGAAGAUCUGAAGGUGGAGAUCGAUAAGCUGGCGGGCGAGUACGUCUCCAACGCCCGCACGCUGGGCUCUGAGCAGAAGCUGCAGCUGGUCCGCCAGAUCCAGAGUGCCUACAGCAAGUGCAAGGAGUUCGGCGACGACAAGGUCCAGCUGGCCAUGCAGACCUACGAGAUGGUGGACAAGCACAUCCGCCGGCUGGACACAGACCUGGCCCGCUUCGAGGCCGACCUCAAGGAGAAGCAGAUCGAAUCCAGCGACUGCGACAGCUGUUCCAGCAAGGGCAAGAAAAAAGGCCGCAUUCAAAAGGAGAAAAAGACGGCUCGUACCAGGUCAAAGGUCAAAACCUCGGACGACGACAUCCCCAAGAACGUGCAGAAAAAGAUGAAAACGUCUCACACGUGAGGAGUGAAUCCCUCC